AUGGCUCCUCCUCCUCCCGCGACUCUACCUCUGGUGGAGAGACUGAAGGCUUUGGCGCAGACCUUGCAAUUCGCUUGGUUUGUUGGACAUGUGACACUGUUGCUCUCGGUCCUCCGCUACAGCUUGUCCUGCGUUUUCUUCAACUACUACUCUUCCUCGGCCCAAUUCGCUUACCGUUUAACCUUCGUCUCUGCGGCUGUCACUUAUGGAAUCGUCGUCUACAAGGGCCACUUCGCCCGUGGUGUCCAGGGCAGCCCUCUUUCUAUCGUCGUGAAGCUCGUCUCUGACGAGAAUGUGCAAUACCUUGGAAUGGCUCUCGUUUGGCUGUACUCUCGCCAGCUCAUCCUGGCUCUUCUGCCUUUCAGCGUUUACUCGGUCUUCCACGUCGCAACCUACAGCCGCAUGUACCUGAUCCCCACUCUGCAGCCGACCGCGCCCACUGCUACUCCGGCCUCUCCCACUUCCCCAUCCUCCAAGCCCGCUGCCAAGCAGUCCCCUCUGGCUGAGACCAUCGGACGCUUCAUCAAGCAGUACUACGAUGCCAGCAUGGGAGUGGUUGCCACUCUGGAGAUUGCGCUGCUGCUCCGCCUCGUCCUGUCCGCUAUCACCUUCUCCAAGGGCAGCUGGGUGCUCUUGAUUGUCUACCUGGCCUUCUUCCGUGCCCGCUUCGCUCAGAGCUCCUUCGUCCAGCAGGCUGUUCGUCAGCUGACCGCCCGCGCCGAUGCCUCUCUCUCCCACCAGGGCACACCCCCUCAGGUUCGCCAGGGCUGGGAGACCUUCAAGGGCGUUGUGCGCCAGGGUUACGAGGCCACUGACAUUGGUCGUUACGUGUCCGGCUCUACUGCUGCCAAGAAGCCCCAGUAA
Molecule: messenger RNA, 864 nt
Organism: Penicillium salamii
Lineage: Eukaryota; Fungi; Ascomycota; Eurotiomycetes; Eurotiales; Aspergillaceae
Source: the annotation of a GenBank genome assembly